Molecule: messenger RNA, 1617 nt
Organism: Parasteatoda tepidariorum (common house spider)
Lineage: Eukaryota; Metazoa; Arthropoda; Arachnida; Araneae; Theridiidae
Product: 5-hydroxytryptamine receptor 1
Biological process (GO): positive regulation of MAPK cascade; adenylate cyclase-activating adrenergic receptor signaling pathway
Cellular component (GO): plasma membrane
Molecular function (GO): G protein-coupled receptor activity
Source: RefSeq, a predicted model, not a curated record
UGGCGCAGGGGUGGCGCUGACGCCGGCAGACGAAGGGCAGGUGUCGUAGAGUUUUAUGGAAGAAGCGGCAGUGGGGGCGUUCAGUGGCGCGGGGUAUGGACUGGCGCCGGAACGAUACGGUCGCUACCGGUGAGGGGGCGACCGAGGGGUUUUCGCCGGCCGACCCGCCUUAUCCGUUCUGGACUUCCGUUCUUCUUCUAAUUUCUCUCAGUAUUAUGAUUGUAGUUACAGCCAUUGGAAACAUGCUAGUGUGUCUUUCAGUUUGUCUGGUGCGCAAGCUGCGACGAGCUUCGAAUUUUUUACUAGUGUCCUUAGCAGUGUCCGACUUGUGUGUGGCUCUACUAGUGAUGCCCAUAGCGCUGCAUUAUGAGCUAGUGGGUGACUGGAAGCUGGGUGCUACAAUAUGCAACAUGUGGGUUGCUUUUGAUAUCACCUGCUGUACGGCGUCCAUCCUCAACCUGUGUAUGAUUUCCGUUGACCGCUACCUCGCCAUCACUAAACCUCUUACAUACGGAGUACGUCGCCGUUCUAGACGAACAUACCUUAGCAUAGGACUCACCUGGAUCAUGUCCACUUUGGUGAGUGUCCCACCUCUUCUUGUUCUGGGCAACGAGCACGGCACAGAAAUGAGCCCAACUUGUGAUGUGAGUCAAAAUUUUGGCUACCAACUUUACGCCACUCUUAGUUCUUUUUAUAUACCCAUGCUAGUCAUGGUUUUUAUGUAUUGUAAGAUAUACCUGGCCGCCAAAAGGGUGGUCGAGUCAGAUCGAAAAGGACGGCAGGCCGCCCAAAGGUACUUAUCAAACAGCAGCAGUACUGGACCGUACUCUUCAGUUUGGGAUUCCAAGCCAGAAAAACUAAACGUUUUUGUGCAGCUGAAAACCCAAGAGCUAAACAAUCAUCGUCGCCAUUCUUCUGUGGACGUUGGCGACGGUAAUAGUACGAAAAUGUGCACACUAGAGGCUUACAAAGUUGGCGACAGAGCAGUGACUGCUGUUUGCAAACCGAAAAUAUCUGUUAUUGUGAAAGAUCGCAAAGCGUCCAUUACUUUAGGGAUUAUAAUGACUGCAUUUGUUGUUUGUUGGCUUCCUUUCUUCGUCGUUGCACUCUUACGAUCGUUGUUCACUAAUCUUUGGGUCCCCCACUCAGUUCGUAGCCUUGUGCUGUGGCUUGGUUACGCGAAUUCUAUGCUCAACCCAAUAAUAUACGUAACAUUUCACCAAGAUUUUAGAAAGUCUUUCAAGGAAAUGUUGUGUUUCAGAUGCCAUCUAGUGAAUGAAACUUUCCGCGAAGAAGCUUACAGAGACCAAUAUGGUGAGACCCCUCUGUGCUCUGGACCACCCCAGACAACAUGGCCAAAUGCCAGUUGCAAAUCUUUCAUUUCUACAGCACGCCGCACAUCAAUAUGCAGUUCAUCUCGCAAGCUCGAUUGUUGUGGAACCAAUAAUAAACAAAUACAGAAUACAUUCAUGUAAAAAAAAAGUAUUUUGUGUCAAAAUGUGUGCUAUUUUACGAAUUUCCCAGAUUCCCUUCUUGGAAUUGGAAGCAAAAUUGUGAUAAAUUUUAUCCAACUGUGUAAAAAUGAAAAAAUAAAAAAAAUCUGUACUAUUUCUAUAA